This is a messenger RNA of Cinclus cinclus, 601 nucleotides long. It is a transcript of the gene COMMD1, whose product is annotated as copper metabolism domain containing 1. The record is from RefSeq and is a predicted model, not a curated record. Gene Ontology annotation, biological process: copper ion homeostasis; positive regulation of protein ubiquitination; regulation of proteasomal ubiquitin-dependent protein catabolic process. The transcript has 3 exons. Bases 1 to 576 code for a protein of 191 amino acids. Gene Ontology annotation, cellular component: endosome. NCBI's taxonomy places the organism in Eukaryota, Metazoa, Chordata, Aves, Passeriformes, Cinclidae.
AUGGCGGCGCCCGAGCCGCCGCCCGAGGGCUCCAGGCCGCUGAGCGCUCUGCUGAGCGGCAUUGCCCAGGCCGCUUUCCACGGCAACGCCGGCAUCACCGAGGAGCUGCUGCGCGCCCAGCUCUACCCCGAGGCGCCGCCGGAGGAGUUCCGCGCUCUGCGCGCCAAGAUGGGCGGCCUCCUCCAGUCAAUUGCUUCAGCAGACAUGGAUUUGAAUCAGCUGGAAGCUUUCCUCACUGCCCAAACCAAAAAACAAGGUGGCAUCACACCAGAUCAGGCUGCAGUCAUUGCAAAAUUUUGGAAGAACCACCGGAGUCAAAUCCAUGAGAGCCUGAUCAAUCAGAGCUGCUGGGAUAAUGUCUUGAAAAACAUGAACUGGCGAGUGGACCUGAAGUCACAGCUGAGGCACAUUGAUCAGAUAAACACUCCCGUUGCAAUAGUUGAAAUGGAACUGGGAAAAAAUGGGCAGGAAUCAGAGUUUCUCUGCCUGGAGUUUGAUGAGGCCAAGGUGAGCCAGAUGCUGAAGAAACUGUCAGAAAUAGAGGAGAGUAUGGCUUUGUUGACUCAGACUACUUAAUCAAAUAAAGAGAUGGCAGCUUACA